Molecule: messenger RNA, 5820 nt
Organism: Owenia fusiformis
Lineage: Eukaryota; Metazoa; Annelida; Polychaeta; Sabellida; Oweniidae
Source: the annotation of a GenBank genome assembly
AUGGAUCCGUCUGUUUCCUUCACUCUUGGAAUUGUAUUUGUUGAAGUGAACAAGUUAUCUUUGCCCGUAUCCUUAUCAGGGAUGAAGGUUAAGCAGGAAUCUGGCAAAUUCGAGAUGAGUAUUCUGACUCAAGGUAUUCACCCAUUUGAUGGUACUGUGAUUGACUCAACACGUGACCCGGCAUGUGUCCAGGACAUGACUGUUGCUAAAAUCGCUGACUAUAUUGCAAACAAUGCAUUCUUGAAUACAUAUCUCCCGAGUGCCAGUGGCCUCUUGCCAAGUCUUGUAAACAUUCUGCCUACUGGUACUAAGAUAUUGUCGCCUAACAAGUUGCAUUCCUGGGUCACAACAGGAGAUGUGGUCAAGGGUAUCCCCGUCUGUGAUGUCGCCCCAGUGUUCCCUGAUCGACUCUACUCUGUGUUUAAGUUCAACACUGAUACGACUCUUAAUAUAUUCGGACAAAUGAUCAAUAUUCCUGUUGUUGAUGGUGAAGAUUUUUGUCUCAUCGUUGACAUAUGUAACGAUUUGGGUGGCACGAUCAUGUUAACAUUCCCGCCAUCUAUCGCCAAAUCGUUACCAGACAACCGGAGGCGGCGACGGAGCACUGAUAGUUCAGCCUGUCGGAUAUUGAAAAAGAUCCCAAUGACUGCUAAUAUACUGGGUGACUUAGAUGUAUGUGUAAGGGGUUUGGGAUUUUCUGCCACAAAUGGUUUGAACGUACACAGCUCCAAGAGUUCACUACAGUUAUGGAAUGGUGAUAAUAUGUUCAAUUAUCCUAUUUUCCAAAACGCUCAUGUUUGGAUGAUGGGUGAGAUGACCUAUAUACUGAGUUUCGGGAAAAACAGGGCUUUUGAACUCGAGUUUUACGCAGACGCUGAUGCAUUUAUGUCUCUACCAAAUCCAUUAAAUAUGUUGACACACGUAUUCUUAGACAGAUGGAAACUUUUGGUGAAUAUACGGGGCCGUAUUGAUAUGGUCAUACGGUUCGACCUGUUUGGAAUGAGUCAACAGCUAAAUUUCCCUAACACUGCUUUGGCGUCCAGUCAUCUCUUAGCAGACGUUGGAGGUUUGGAUGAAAGGCGCUACUGUGGUGCAGGUGCAAAUCCCCCUGGUGUAUUUGCCUCGUUCUACCUUGAAAUAUCUCCAUUCCUUGGCAUUCCUCUCCUCGAGGACAUCAUAGUUCAUCUUGAUGCUAUGGCCUAUGCCUACCUAACUUACGACAAGUCGGCAGAAAUCAGUAAAAUCCCAACAUAUAGUAUUGUUAAUGACUUGAUUGAACUUGAUAAAGUAGUCCAGGAAGCUGAGCAGUUCUUACUUGAAAACAUUGAACGAUUUAGAAACACUUUAGAGGAAUCAGUUCACGAUGCACUGGCUGCUGUCGAGACAGCUAUUCGCCAGCUCAAGGAUAAGAUCGAUGAAAUACUAGAAGGCAUACGUGAUUUAAGUUUUGAUAAGAUUCCAGAUUUGAUCAGACCUCUUAUUGAAAUGAUCUCAAGAUUAAAAGCAGUUUGGGGUAACUUUAAAGAAGAAAUCUCAUUUAAUAUCGAGGCCUUACAGUCUAAUUUCACGGACUUUGUGAACAGCAAUGUCUACCGAAUAGAAAAGAACAUAGACAGCCUCGCCAAUCGGAUGGUGUCAGAGCUCACAAACGUAAUUGGUGACAGCAACGGCUUUGGACUAAGGUUGAAAGUGGAUUUCGUUAUAUUUUUAUUAAGAUUCCCUAGCGUAGAGAUUGAAAUUGUUUACUCCGACGGAAAAUUGGCGCAGUGCAGUAAAUUUGCCCAAAUGUAUAAACUACUGGAGGGGGAAAAGGCGUUCAGAGCACUCGUGACAGUAAGUGACCGGACUAUGCUCGGGAAAUGGAUCCAUGUAGGGGAUUUUGGCCUUGGAGUUGAAGUGGCAUACAGUUCCUCAGAUAUCUGGAAAAGUGUCGUACAUUUUGUGGGCCAAAUCAGUUUUCUCGGAUUAAACGCCAGAUCAGACUUUUUCAUUACGAAAGAAGGUUUAACGAGUGUAACAGAAGCUCGAGUUUGGAGUUUAUUCAGAGCGAGGCUAGAGAUAGAGGCAAAGGUUCUCACCGAGUGGCACAAGCUUAAGUUAAGAGUCUCCGGGUAUCUCUUAGCAGGCGGAGAUGACACUUAUGAAGGUAGUUUUGCUGACGCGAUCCAACAAGCAACAAAACGAGCACUUGGCUCUGCUGAGAAGAGAAUUGACGAAGCCAAGGGGGCUCUACAAAAGGCUCGACAAGGUAUCACAAAAGCUCAAAAUUGGCUAAGUUCCAAGAAGGCUGUUCUUGAUGACGCCAAGUCUCACUUUGACUGGGUAGUUGGGAAAUUAAGAGAUGCUGAAAAUGCCGUUGAGAGCAAGAAGCGGGGAUUUUAUGAUGCCAUGGAAAAACUCAAUAAUGCUCAAAAGCUACCAAACAUUCCAUGCUAUAUCCUGAAUGGUAUCUGCUAUGCUAUUAGAGCUGUUGCCUAUCUAGCGUUAGAAGUUGCCAAAAUCUUCGUUAGAGUCGUGAUUGUUGCAUUUGACGUUGCGAAACUUGCUCUAAGGGCGGCACAAUGGUUGGUAGACAAGGCCAAGUACGUAUUGGAUGUUGCGAAGCUCGCUAUAGAUAUGGCUAAUGUUGUGUUAGAAGCAGCCAAAAUUCCGUUCAGAAUUGCAGAGGGCGCUUUGGAAGUUCUUAGAUAUGCUUUACGUGCAGCGGUAUACAUAGCUAAUCUUGUAAUAGAGUACGGGCUCAAGAGUCUGAUAGACUUUAAACGAUGUGGAUUUACGGUUGAAAUAAACGAUGUUGAUAUCUUCAUAUUUGACAUCCACUGCGAUGUUAACUUGUUCAAACUGGGUUGGAGUCGCGUUGGAAUCAAAAUAAAUUUCAAGAAUAUUCUGCAAAGUUUAAUUGACGCAGCUAUAGAGCUAGUUAAGCGUAUAUUCAGUGUUGUCGGAGGAUCAUUGGGCAUGCGCAGGAAGAGAGAAGUGACGUUUCAGCAAAUGGCCAACGUCCACAGACUUUACAGGCAUCUUCGUUCGGUUGAUGCCAAGGAAACAAUUUUCCCUGGAGAUCCAGAGUUUGGUGACUUUUCCAAGAAUGGUACAUUUGAGGAACUUGAACCAAUAUUUAACAACCAUACCAUCGAUUUAACGACCGACAUUCCUGGAUUUGAUAACAUUGAUUCCAAUUCGACAGAAUCCGAAGCGCGCACUACCUACUUUCGUGCUAAAUGCAAUGAGUUCAAGCCGAUUGAUGAAUUCCUUAGAAAUGUUGCGUUGACAUUGAAUGAGGCUACAUCUGCUGCAAAAGAGAACAGAGAGAACUCAAGUACGAUAUUUGACACGAUACGAAACAUUCCGAUUGGAGAUACAGGUGAUCUACAAGGAAAAUCACUUGAUGAACUUGGCGUCAAUGUCACAGAAGCUUAUAACGAAUACAACCUUACAGUUGACCAAAUGAACGAAAUUGUAGCGAAUGAAACAGCGAAUGAAGAUCCUAUUUUCAACGAUAUACGCGACACACCAAAUAUGCACAUUGAUUCAACCAUGAAGGAGUUUACAGAAACUUUCAACAUUCCGUUCAUAACACAAUGGCGAGCAGUUGUAGAGAAUGAGACGAACGAGUACUGGCCAGAGGAUUAUUGUACUGGAUUGAAAGACUGUAUGCUUGUUACACUUGGGCAACUGUAUGAAAUGCAUGAAGGUGUAAAUGUUUUUGGUGCUUCUGUGAUCAGAGACCUCCUACCUGAUAUUGAAUUAAAGUUUCUCGAGCUAUUAGACGAGGAGGUGAAUGCGACCAUCGACGAGGCAUUGGAACUCAGUGGAGACAUACUAACUUUAUUAAAACAAGCAAACGACGCCAAAAUAUUCUGUGCAAAGCCACCGGAAAUAGUAAAACAUCCGAAAAAUACAAAUCUUCUUCAUUCAGAAAGGCUUUCCUUGGAGUGUGAGGCGAUUUCUGAUGUACCCCUUUCGUAUCAAUGGCUGCUUAACGAUGUUUUACUCCUGGGUGAAACUGGAUCUAGUCUUGUCAUUGAGGCAAUAAACAGUGACGAUGAGGGGUCGUAUUCCUGUAUUGCAGGGAAUCACAUUGCUAACAUCACCUCUCACGAAGCAUAUGUUAUGGUCCUGGAGCAACCAAUUCUCGUUGGAAGACCAGCAUCGGUUGUCGUUCUCGAGGGAUUCCAGUCCGGAGUGACAUUAAUGUGUAAUGCCACCGGAAACCCCCCACCGGACGUCAUGUGGUACAAAGUUUUCGAAACACAAGGAAACGUAACGAUUCUGCAUCGCGGGACUGUCUUCGAAAUUUCAUAUCCAGAAAUAACCGAUUCAGGAAUUUAUUUUUGUCGUAUCAAUAACUCGGUCGGUACGAUAGAAUCCGAGCACUUUAGCAUCGUGGUCAGGAAUACUGAAGUUUCUGCCCCGGCUGCAUCCUUCUCAGUUGAAUAUUCGAAUAUGACGAUCACUAAUUCAAAUAACUUGUCUGCAUCUUUAGCCAAUUACAACUCCACCAAAACAUUCAAAGAAAAUAUACUAAAUUCUUUUAAAGAGUUGUUUAGCUCAACAUCCUUGAUCAUUGAUGAUCUUGUUGUAACACAACUCUCAUCUGAAGUGGGCCUGUUGAGUGGAGUUAUCAUAGGGCAAGAUGCUACUGACAACGAUGCUAAACCUCCCGUAGAGAAACAUAACGAUCUAAAACAGGCCAUCACUGAUGCAUUGCUGGAUAUGUCCAACGUGUCUUCAAAGGCAACUAUUCUAUUUAUGAUAAAUAAUACAGUGGCGGUGAUUUUGAACGCACGAACCUUUUCAUCAAGACGAUUAGCUUCUAGAUGUUCUGAUGGGUAUGAGCAAAGUGAGGUUCCGUAUUUGUGUGCAAUUUGCUUACCUGGUAGUUUUCUUGAAGGCGCCAGUAACGAAUGUAAACGUUGCCCUAGAAACUCAUACCAAAGGCAUGCUGGGAGAUCGCAUUGCAAUAGGUGUGAUUCUGGCUUUAUCACAGAGAAAGAUGGCGCUUUGUCACCAAAGGAUUGCAAAGACGUCGACGAAUGCACCAGAGAUAAUGGUGGAUGUGACCAAGUAUGCAGGAAUACAGUUGGUUCCUACAUCUGCAGCUGUGAAUCUGGAUUCAGAUUAGCCAGCGAUGGACAUACAUGUACAUCGUCAAAUCUAAUCGUGGGUGGUGCCUGUUCACCUGGGGAUAUGUUCCUUUACCCAGGUGAUUGCUCGAUGUACCUAACAUGUAAUCACAACCGGUUUAUACUAAUGCGAUGCGAUCCUGGGACUCGCUUUAACAAUGAACUGAAGGUGUGUGACCACGAGAAAAAUGUGCCAUGUCCAAGCAAGGGUCAAAAAGAAACAGUUGCGGUAGCGAAAGAGGGCGUUGAUCAUGGUGAUGAUAAUGAUGAACCGAAUGUUAUAAGAAAAGAUGAGCCUUGUGAGACUGAUGAUGAGAUCCAAGAUCCAGCCGAUUGCUCUAGAUAUUUGAUAUGCUCUCAUGGAACGUACAUAUCAAAGCCAUGUGGCUCUGGGAGGCGGUUCAGCAGCAUUUUCAAAAUGUGCGACUUUGCAGCCAAUGUCCAAUGCCCCUAAACAAUGGCAUGUGCUUAUAACAUUAACAUUUGUUCAUUGACAUGGCCUAUAACGUUUAUCCUAUAUUCUAUGCUUGCUUAAAGUGUUUCCAAAAAUUAAACAGUAUAUUCGAUGCUUUGUGGCAAUAUAUACCUUAUUUUGUUAUUUGUUGCAUAAUUUUAUAAUGAUAAUGUUGACAUAGUAUUGGUCAAGUGUUUUAUUGUGCCGUUCAGUGAAUGUAUACAUAUGAACACAAUACUU